Adineta steineri is the source of this 282-nucleotide messenger RNA. The record is from the annotation of a GenBank genome assembly. NCBI's taxonomy places the organism in Eukaryota, Metazoa, Rotifera, Eurotatoria, Adinetida, Adinetidae.
AUGAAAUCAUUCAAAGAACCAAGAUUAGUUACUGAAGUCGAAAAAUCAGUUGAAGAUACAUUAGCUGCUAUUAUUAUGAUUUUAAAAUCUCCAACAGCUGAUAUAACAUGGCAAAAAGGUGCGAAAAGACAAUUACCAAAUCUUGAUAGAUUUAUCGAAGAAACUCAAUUAUUUGAUAAAAUUAAUUUGACAGAAGAACAUAAUAAUUUAAUUAGUGCCAUUAUUAAUAAUUUUCAACAUAAAAAUACAUCACUUUAUAAAUGGGUUAAACGAAUUUUAUAG